CUCACAGCGUCAUGCGCACGCUCCACUUGACCUCCACAGCCUCCAGCCGGCCCCAGAAGAAGCGGUCGUUGAACUGCACGAACAGGGCCUGCAGGUCCGGGGUGGGGUCCGCCAGCUCCCAGGACGCGUCCACCAACGACGGCGGCUCCCGGGCCGCUGCGCGCUGCGCGACUCGCGCGUCCCACUCUUCCUGCAGCCGCAGCGCCACCACCAGGUCCUCUUCCAUCGCACUGCUUGCCGCCAGGACGCCGUCCGCUCGACGAAGCCGGAUCGGACGCGCGCGCGCCGGUCUCGCGAGAACUCAAGGCGGGCCGCGGCGCGAGCGCAGGCCCACAAGGACGCCGGGCCAAGACCUGGGGCUUGGCGAUCGAAAGCCGCGCACCGCCGCACGCACGCAUGCACGGGAUCCCCGGGCUAGGACACAGGAAGACUUUGGGAGGCGCGGUAUCGCCCUUACGGCGCACCGGGACCACACGCCACCCGCCACGCCCAACCCCCCCAACUGCUCCCGGCCGCGUCUCGCUUCCGCAAUGGCUCGUCUGCGCUCGGUCAGCACAGGCGCAGUGUGCAUCGCUUGGCUCCCGCGCAGGCGCAAUGCGGGGCGCUGGGCUCGGCGCAGGCGCCCUCGGCUCGCCCCCGUCCGCUCUCUUGGCUGCAAGGCUUGGCUCGGGUCGGGUGGGGUCCGGCGGCGGCCAGUGGUGGAGGUUGCGGGUGGCCGACGCGGGAGAGCAGCGACCAUGUCGGACAGCGGGGCCAGCCGCCUGCGGCGACAGCUGGAGUCGGGGGGCUUCGAGGCGCGGCUAUAUGUGAAGCAGUUGUCGCAGCAGUCGGACGGCGACCGCGACCUGCAGGAGCACCGGCAGCGCGUCCAGGCGCUGGCGGAGGAGACGGCGCAGAACCUGAAGCGCAACGUCUACCAGAACUACCGGCAGUUCAUCGAGACGGCGCGCGAGAUCUCCUACCUGGAGAGCGAGAUGUACCAGCUCAGCCACCUGCUGACGGAGCAGAAGAGCAGCCUGGAGAGCAUCCCGCUCGCGCUGCUGCCCGCCGCCGCCGCGGGCACCGCCGCCGCGGGCACCGCCGAGGACACGGCGGGCGCGGGGGCCCGGGACCGCCGGCGCGGCCCGACCAGCUUCCUGCCGGGGCCCGCGGGCGCCUCGCGCGAGGGCGCUGGCGAGGAGGGCAAGCAGCGCACGCUCACCACGUUGCUGGAGAAGGUGGAGGGCUGCAGGCACCUGCUGGAGGCGGGGCAGUACCUAGUGUACAACGGGGACCUGGUGGAGUACGAGGCGGACCACAUGGCGCAGCUGCAGCGCGUGCACGGCUUUCUUAUGAACGACUGUCUGCUGGUGGCCACCUGGCUGCCGCAGCGGCGCGGCAUGUACCGCUACAACGCGCUGUACCCGCUGGACGGCCUGGCGGUGGUCAACGUCAAGGACAACCCGCCCAUGAAGGAUAUGUUCAAGCUCCUUAUGUUCCCCGAGAGCCGCAUAUUUCAGGCGGAAAACGCCAAGAUCAAGCGCGAGUGGCUGGAAGUGCUGGAGGAGACCAAAAGGGCCCUAGGUGAGAAGAGACGGCGGGAACAGGAGGCGGCUGCUGCCCCGCGAGGGCCACCACAGGCAACUCCCAAGGCUGGCAACCCGUUCGAGGAGGACGACGAUGAAGAACCAGCGCUUCCUGAGGUGGAGGAGGAGAAGGUGGACCUCUCAAUGGAGUGGAUCCAGGAGUUGCCCGAAGACCUGGAUGUUUGUAUUGCCCAGAGGGACUUUGAGGGCGCAGUGGACCUGCUGGACAAAUUGAACCACUAUCUGGAAGAUAAGCCCAGCCCACCUCCUGUGAAAGAACUCAGGGCCAAGGUGGAGGAGCGGGUGCGACAGUUAACCGAGGUGCUGGUAUUUGAGCUUUCCCCAGAUCGCUCAUUGAGAGGUGGUCCCAAGGCCACUCGAAGGGCAGUUUCUCAGCUGAUCCGGCUUGGCCAGUGCACCAAAGCCUGUGAGCUGUUUCUGAGGAACAGGGCAGCAGCGGUGCACACUGCCAUACGCCAGCUUCGAAUCGAAGGAGCCACUCUGCUCUACAUUCACAAGCUGUGCCAUGUCUUCUUUACCAGCCUUCUUGAGACAGCGAAGGAGUUUGAGACAGACUUUGCAGGCACUGACAGUGGCUGCUACUCUGCCUUUGUGGUCUGGGCAAGAUCAGCCAUGGGCAUGUUCGUGGAUGCUUUCAGCAAGCAGGUGUUUGACAGCAAGGAGAGCCUCUCGACAGCUGCAGAGUGUGUGAAGGUGGCCAAGGAGCACUGCCAGCAGCUCGGGGACAUCGGGCUGGACCUCACCUUCAUCAUCCAUGCCCUGCUGGUGAGAGACAUCCAGGGGGCCUUACACAGCUACAAGGAGAUCAUUAUCGAAGCCACCAAGCACCGCAACUCUGAGGAGAUGUGGAGGAGGAUGAACCUGAUGACCCCCGAGGCUCUGGGGAAGCUCAAGGAGGAGAUGAGAAACUGUGGGGUCAGUAACUUCGAGCAGUACACUGGCGACGACUGCUGGGUGAACUUGAGCUACACGGUGGUGGCCUUCACCAAGCAGACCAUGGGCUUCCUAGAGGAGGCGCUAAAGCUGUACUUCCCAGAACUGCACAUGGUUCUCCUGGAGAGCCUGGUGGAAGUCAUCCUGGUCGCCGUGCAGCAUGUGGAUUAUAGUCUGCGUUGUGAGCAAGAUCCAGAGAAGAAGGCAUUUAUCAGACAGAAUGCGUCCUUUCUGUACGAAACAGUCCUCCCCGUGGUGGAGAAGAGGUUUGAAGAAGGUGUGGGGAAACCUGCCAAGCAGCUCCAAGACCUGAGGAGCACAUCCAGACUCAUCCGGGUGAAUCCUGAGAGCACGACUUCCGUGGUCUGAGGAUUCUGUUUCGUGAUGCUUCAAUGUGGCUUGUGUGUCAUUUAUAUUUAUGUUAAGUUACAUUAACGUAUUCCUUAUGGUCUCAGUGUGAAAAUGAAAGGUACCUCUUAGACUAAAUCAAAAGAAGAAAGAAAAUAUGCUCAUUGAAGCACAAAUGAGAAAAAUACUAGAAUUAUUAAAAUGUAUACCAUGCUUUCCUUUUAAAUUAUGGUAAUUCCUUAAUGAAUGUAUGUUGCUGUAGUACUUCAGCUUGUCUUUUGAAUCAAAACACUCUGUACAUUAUGCAGCAUGGAGAAAUGAGGUCUGUAAAGACAGAGUUCAAGGAUGUUGGAAGUGUCCCAGUUCACUAGAAUGUUAGGUUUCUUAAAGGGUACAGUGCCAUAUAAAACACCCUGCCUCAUGUACUUCUCCCUUUUAAACUGUAAUGAACAAUUUGGGGGAAAGAAAGGAGUUGGGAAAUUAGUUUUAGAGAAAAUUUUAGUCACAAGACUUCUUUCUUGGAACUAGCUCAUGUGUGGAUGUCAGACACUUCCAUCCUUACAGGGUACCAGAAGCAGCUUUAUAAAAAACAUUUGUACAUUCCCAAGUUUGUAAUUUGAGCUGAUUAAUUUGAGUUGCUGAUUAGCAGCUUUAUAAUAUUUGGUUGGGGAGCAUUUACUUGGAAAUCUAAAAGACCAUGAUAAAAAAAUUUUUUCAACACAUUUUGGAUUGUGUGAAAUUCCAGCUGAAGCUUUUUUGUCUUUGUCAUAUUAAAUAAAGUACUAACAACAAAAUACACACUGAGGAACCUGGCAGCAGUCAGUGACUUGAGACUUCUCGCUCCUUCAGUGUAGCUUAGAGUGGCUCCGUGUUCAGGCAAAUGGAAAAGUUUCCACCAGGAUAUUUAUUUAGCAAGGUAAGGUGGUGCACACUUGUAAUUCCAGUGAUUUGGGCGUCUGAGGCAGGAGGAUUCCGAGUUCAAGGUGAGCCUGGGUAAUUUAGUGAGACUUAUCUUAAAAAAUACAAACGGCUGGGGAUGGGGUCUGUGGUAAAGCAUCUGUGGGUUCAGUCCCCCAUACCAUACCAAAAGGAAAAAAUCUGACAAUACAGAUUUUUUUUUUUUUUUCCUUUUGGUACCAGGGAUUGAACUCGGGCACUCAACCCCUGAGUCACAUCCCCAGCCCUGUUUUGUAUUUUGUUUAGAGACAGGGUCUCAGGAUCUCUGAGUUGCUUAGCACCUCGCUUUUGCUGAGGCUGGCUUUGAAUUCUUCCUUUCUCAGCCUCCUGAGCCGAUAGGAUUACAGGUGUGCACCAGCAUGCCUGGCACAGAUUUUUUUUUUUUUUAAUUCUGUUUUUUGUAACAAAGUAGAGAACAAAGUUGAGAUUGGAUAUGCCCAAAGCACAGGGAAAAGGGACCCUGUGUAACUUCAGAAUGAUACGCACUGCAUUUUCUUGUUUUAUUUUUUAUUUUUAUGGCCUUUGUUUUUUAAAGGCCCUCAGAUUCACCCCCUCCCUGCCUUUUAACGCAGAGGCACCUAACCACUACAUCCCCAGCCCCUUUUAUUUUGGGAUAGUGACUCACAAAGUUGCUGAGGCUUGCCUUGAACUUGCCACUCUGUCUUAGCCUCCCAAGACACUGGGAUUUACAGGUGUGCACCACCACACCCAGCUAAAGGAUCUCAGAUUAUAAUGCUUACUUCAGAUUGUUUAGUAAAACAAAAAACUAAAGAAAUGCUUCUGUGGUGUGUUGAUCAUAUAUAUAUAUAUAUAUAUAUAUAUAUAUAUAUAUAUAUAAUACUUCUCCUGUUUUAGAGAAAUUGUGUUUGCUGAGACUCAUUUUUUUUCCCCCUAGCUUCUAAUUGUGAUUUUUGUCCCUAAGUCUUGUUUCUCAUGCCCAAGAUUUCCACAGGUCAUUCAUCUGGAUAAAUGGUGGUGUUGAAGCUGAAGAUUGUGUGAAACCUAAACAUGAUCUGAAGAGUGGCUCAGAGCUAUAACACUCCUUGACCUAAUAGCUCAAAAGCCAAAACAGCACAGUUUUCUUUUUAGCUAUCCAUAUUUAAAAGGCCGGAAAGUAGCAGAGUUACAGAUUGUCUCUCAUUAGUUUUUUUUUUUUUUUUCCACAUAACUUGGGAUUUUCUAGAUAACCAUAACUGGAUAUAUCAGCUGAACAGGCAGUUAUAAUUUCUUUUUUAAACAUCACUGGAAACUUGAAUUUUAUAAAAUUUUGUGAUUAUUAUGUGUCAUUUAGUUUCUGACAUAUAGUAUAAAACAUACUAUAUAAAUAUGUGACACUGGGUCUAUAAAAUACUUUUGAAAUGGAAAUUUAUCUUAUGGUAUGAAUUGUGAAUGUGUAUUCUCAUACAUAAAUGGUUGUUUCUUCAUCUGCUUUUUAAAGCUGGAAUUUCAGAAUUUUCUUUUGCAAAAGUCUGUGUGCUCCUCAAUCUGCAUUGUAGCUGGAGGAAGUAUGCUUCUGUGAAUCAACUGGCAUGGGAGGUGGACUAAAGCCACUAGGGUGGUAAUGCACCUUUGUGCCCAAACAGAACAAUUCAGGUUGUAUUCCUCAGAGUGCAGCCAGAGUGCCCCUGUUCUUUGGUUUCAUUAGAUUUCAAAAUAAGUUCUAAAAAUUGAAUGAAUUUAGAGAUUGUCCAGAAAGCUGCACCACUGUGGACUACCAUCUCUUGUGUACUUUGAGCAUACCUGUCACUGAACCUGGGAUCACAGAUUGAUUGAAUUAAUUGUUGGGAAAAAGACACCCUUGGAAUUUUAAUCUUUUGAUUAAAGCCUCUUUUCAUGUGUUAAAAACUUACUUAUUUUUAUACAAAACACUAUAGUUUAAUUAUCAGUAUAUGUAUCUUCAACUUGGCAUCUUACUGAGGAUUGGAAAUCUGGAACUUUACAUGUAGUAUAAAAUCCGUAUAUGCAUUUUGCUUUUGAUAUGCUGUGAUAUUAGAAAAUCUUAAGUGUUUUAUAAAAUAAAGCUUAAAAAUGUGCCUACACUGGAUAAAGUUGAUAAUCCAAUGUUAUAUGUAUUUUUCUUUAAUUGGGAUUUAAUAUGUUCUUUUAACUAUUCUUUGUUGUUUUUAUUUUCUGUUAUUUAUGUGGGAGGACCGAAAGCUGUUAGCUAAUUUAAAUAAACAUUCUGCUGUCAA
Marmota monax (woodchuck) is the source of this 6016-nucleotide messenger RNA. RefSeq names its product exocyst complex component 8 (gene Exoc8). NCBI's taxonomy places the organism in Eukaryota, Metazoa, Chordata, Mammalia, Rodentia, Sciuridae. The record is from RefSeq and is a predicted model, not a curated record. The coding region runs from base 12 to 2888 and encodes 958 amino acids. Gene Ontology annotation, cellular component: exocyst. Gene Ontology annotation, biological process: intracellular protein localization; exocytosis; Golgi to plasma membrane transport. The transcript has a single exon.